This is a messenger RNA of Prunus dulcis (almond), 2636 nucleotides long. RefSeq lists its product as uncharacterized. The coding region runs from base 2117 to 2545 and encodes 142 amino acids. The transcript is spliced from 4 exons. The record is from RefSeq and is a predicted model, not a curated record. Lineage: Eukaryota; Viridiplantae; Streptophyta; Magnoliopsida; Rosales; Rosaceae. Gene Ontology annotation, molecular function: RNA binding.
UCUCUCUCUCUCUGUCGGGGCCACCGUCAUCAUGUCUCCGACGGACGGUUCUGAUGCCUCCCCCGUUGGAUCUCUUAGUAGGAGGUCUUACGGUUACCCUGUUGAGACAAUGAAAGUGGAGCAUGGUGGUAGUGCAGUGGGUGGAUCGCAUAUUGCAAAUAAUAUUGGGCGGAAGAGGCUCUUUGGUGAACUCAGUGCAGACGCUGGUACUAGUUCAGUUUCUUUGGUGCAUGAGAGAAACAUGUAUCCUCAAUGCAAAAUUAUCUCACAGGAUUUCAAAAAAUCAAACUUAACCAAAAAUGGUCUGAAGACUACUCAAAGCCUGGUAUCGGAACUGCUUGAUGUGAAACAAAGAUUGCACCAAAUUAAAAUGGAAAUGUUAAAGCUUCAUUCAAAGCAGCUAGCGAUGGAGAAAAAAGAUGGAAAAUGAUUCAUUUGUCGAAUUCUGGUAAAGCCUCUGUGUAACUUGGAUCAAUUUGCUAAAAUAUGAAGCUCAUUUCUACAUAUAAAUGCUUUCAGUUUUGUUCAGAACUACAAUACAUGUGUGUGUGUGUGUGUGUGCGCGUGUGGGAAAGUAGGGGGAGCAGGUGGAUGUGUGAUAGAAUGAAACUAUAGGGAUGGUGUUUACAAGCUCAGUACCGGGGAAAAGAAAAAGGCUUUUGAUCUCUGUAUGGGCCAGUGUUCUUUCUGUUUCUUUGAUUUUUCUUGUCUUGUUGUCAGCUAUGUAACCUGUAUUUUAAAUUUUUUGUUCAUAAACAGUUUAUGCAAGAGGCAGAUAUAUUCUUUUUGUUUUUUUUUUUCAAAGAGGCAAAUGUAGCAGGAUAGUUCAAUGUAUGUCUGGAACUUCUUUAAUUAUCUAUGCAUAGGUUGAAAGCUAACACUAUGAUGUGAGGAUUAUUCACAUAAGGUCCUAAUCUGAUUUUGUGCAUUGUUAUGGAUUUUUCAAUUUUUUUAAGCGAAGUAAAAUUUUAUCAGAAACACAAACAUGUUAUGAAGAAUAUUUAACCAUUAUAAAGAAUUGUAAUUAGGUCUCUAGGAUUUCUUCUGCUCUUCCUCAUUAAAAUGCAUAUUUUUCCUCUCUUGACUGAUAAUCAUUUCAUUGAUCUAGCUUUACUAACUUUUCUGGAAUCUAAUGCACUUGUGCAUUUUGAGGUAUAUUACAGGAUUCAGAGAAAAACGUUGAGGUUGACUCAAGAACUGUAUUAGUAACAAAUGUAAGCUAUUUGUGUAUGUUGCUCCUUUUCUCUUUUUUGGUUGGUAAAUACACAGACCUAAGUAGCCCCAAGAUAAUUCAGCGUUGGUUUUCUCACUAAAUUGUUUGUUCCUUGUCUAUUAGUACUUGUUUUCUUAUUAUAAAUAUAAAUUCUUCUCCACAACUGUCAUUUGUUUUUGUUAACAAAGCUUAUUGAUGGACUUCCUCUGAUGACUGUCGUGUACCUUGGAGAUGGAAUCACAUGAUAAUUUAGACACUAAGUCUAAAAACGUUUUCUCUGACAUUCCAUAUGGGGAUUUACAGUACCAAUCGUCAUUGAAGGGUUUUUCACACAUUUAUAUUUCUAUGUUGUUUGGAAGUUUAAAUUAUUUGAGUUAUUUGCUUCAAUCUUUGUUUUAAGUUGAAAUACUUUUUGAACCUUAGAAGAUGGCCAUAGAGUACGUAGACUAUAAUUGAGAGAAACAUUAAAGCUCACAAUAGUGUGAUGAGAAGAGCCUGACUCUAUUGCCAACAGAAAAUAAUUAAAGGAAGGUAUUUAAUUGGUUGGAUUGUAAUUCUAAGUUAAGCAGUUGAUAGUAAAAGAUGGAAACCAGAGGUGUGUGCCGAUUCAUGCCCGUUAUCCUCGCUUUGAGUUCACUUCUUAGUUAAUCUAACCAGGAAGCAGGGGUUGUAGAACACUUUUGUUUAAAUAAAAUGAAAGGUAUUUGUGAUUAAUUUCCAUGGAGAUAUUGCUAUUAUUCCUUCUGAUUUAUUUAAUGUCUUUUAAAUUCUGCAUUUGUUGUUCAAAAUAACUCAUAAGCAUACCAUGUACUAUUUGAAAAAAUAAGACAGAUACGUUUUAAAGCAAUUAAAGAAGCUUUGUCAUUGUUCUUUGCCAACUGUGGAGGGGUUGUCAAUGUGGUAAUGCUGACAGACAUAUUAACUGCUAACCGACAAAGGGCUGCUUAUGUUACCUUUGCUAACGAGGAAUCUGUUGACAAAGCCGUGGCAUUGAGUGGGACAACAUUUUAUUCAAGAACUGUGAAGGUGCUGAGGAAGGCAGAAGCAGCUUCUGCGGCAACAGCCCCAGCCCAGCUUUCUGCGAAGCCUUUCCACGCACAUGGUAACAGAAAGGCCAUCCCCAACAAACCACGGUAUCCGAGCUCUAGUCUACAAUGGCGGAGAGAGCCCAGCACUGAUCCAACAGAAGCAGAACCACCAUCAGCUCCAGCUAGUGUCGAAGUUGUUUCCUCAUCUGCCCCAAAACAUCUUUCUGAUCUGCAACUCGAAGCACUUAAUUUCCAGAAUGUCAUCAUUGGGAUGACAUACAGCUUACUAACUAUACCAUACUAAAUAACCCCAGGUCAGGGGGCAGAUUAGGUUGAUCUGUAAAAUCUACUUCUAAACUUUUGAAGGCUGUUUUCUAUUUCGUUUUUGUUUUUUU